Messenger RNA from Tuber melanosporum (Perigord truffle), 600 nucleotides. RefSeq lists its product as uncharacterized. Gene Ontology annotation, molecular function: peptide-methionine (R)-S-oxide reductase activity. The transcript has 2 exons. NCBI's taxonomy places the organism in Eukaryota, Fungi, Ascomycota, Pezizomycetes, Pezizales, Tuberaceae. The coding region runs from base 1 to 600 and encodes 199 amino acids. Gene Ontology annotation, biological process: response to oxidative stress; protein repair. The record is from RefSeq and is a predicted model, not a curated record.
AUGCGCCCCCUGAUCGCCGGUACUCGCAUCCUUUGUAGCAUAAGCAAAAACCUCGCGGCACCCAUCCACAAGUAUAAAGCAGCGAUCUCCCGCCCACUGCCCCACCCAUUCCUACUCAACGCUCCCAGAAGAUUACUGUUAAUGGGCUCGUCCUUCAGCACUUCCACCACCAACCAAACAAACUGCAAAAUGUCCACAAGUACAAACCCACCGGUCCAAAAAUCCGACGACGAAUGGCGCGCGAUCCUCUCCCCUGAGCAGUUCCGCGUCCUCCGCGCCUGCGGCACCGAGCCCCCCAACAGCGGGACCCACAGCCACCACACCUCUCCCGGAGUCUACACCUGCGUGGGCUGCGGCGCACCGCUUUACACAAGCACGAGUAAGUUCGAUAGCGGGUGCGGGUGGCCGGCUUUCUUCGAAAGCGUGCCAGGCGCUAUUAAUCGGCGGGAGGAUGGGGCCUUGGGCAUGCGCAGGACGGAGAUUACCUGUGCGAAUUGUGGCGGCCACUUGGGGCAUGUGUUCAAAGGGGAAGGCUUCGGCGGCGCGGCGGAUGAGCGGCAUUGUGUUAAUAGCGUUUCCCUGAAGUUUAAGGGGGACUGA